This is a messenger RNA of Rhizopus microsporus ATCC 52813, 978 nucleotides long. Its product is annotated as Tudor/PWWP/MBT. The transcript is spliced from 5 exons. Gene Ontology annotation, cellular component: nucleus. The record is from RefSeq and is a predicted model, not a curated record. Gene Ontology annotation, molecular function: double-stranded DNA binding; transcription coregulator activity. NCBI's taxonomy places the organism in Eukaryota, Fungi, Mucoromycota, Mucoromycetes, Mucorales, Rhizopodaceae. Bases 1 to 978 code for a protein of 325 amino acids. Gene Ontology annotation, biological process: regulation of transcription by RNA polymerase II.
AUGCGUCAGCAAGGAGGGAAAUCACAACAACAACUUGAAUAUUCGCCUGGAACUAUUGUAUUUGCUAAACUAAAGGGCUAUCCCUGGUGGCCCGCAAGAAUUGAAUCAGAUCAGAAUGUACCUGCCAAGGUGUUAAAACAAAAGUCAAAGGCAAAAGGUGCUUUAUAUACCGUGUUUUUCUAUGGUUCAAGAGACUACGGAUUCUUUGGACCAGAUGCCAUUAGACCUUUUCAUCAUGAAACUGUUGAGAAUGACCUUAAAGCGAAGAAAUUCAAGACAAAGGAUUUGGAAUUAGCAGUUCGUCAAGCACUUAACCCUUCACUACUAAAGGAAGCAGAGGAAAGUGAUGAAGAUGGAGAGGAGGAAGAAGAGGAAGAGGAAGACGAGGAGGAAGAGGAAGAACCAAAAGGUAAAAGGAAGGCACGGGAACCUCCAAAGAGAAAGACGAACAAUAGUAGAGGUGUUACCAAAAAGACCACAGAAACACAGCCAAAGAGGAGAGGUCGCAAGGCGGUUGUUGGGGAUGAAGAUACGGAAGAAGCACCUCAAAAAAAGAGACGUAAAUCGAUGUCGGCUGAAAAAGAAGAAUCACCUAUUACCCAGGUGAACGAUACAAGGGAGGAAAUCAAAAAGACGCCAGAGUAUAAAAAGGUUUAUCAUAUUAGACACAAGUUACAACGUUUAGUAUAUAACAAAAAAGAGGGCGAGAUUCCAAAAGAUGAUUAUCCCAAGAUUUUAGAGGUCAUAAAAGAAAUUGAAGAGGCACCGCUGACAUAUAACCUUUUAAGAGAUACCAAGAUUGGCAAAGUUGUCAAGGCAGCCUGUGUCUAUCCGUUUGAAGAUGGUACUAUCAAGGAGCGCUGUCAGCAAUUAAUGAAGACAUGGAAGGCUACAUUUCUCGAUGCUGCAAAUAACCAAUCACCAUCGUCAUCAUCACAAGCAGCAAGAGAAAAGACAGAGGAUAAUUUGGAUGGUUGA